Messenger RNA from Sipha flava (yellow sugarcane aphid), 3025 nucleotides. Its product is annotated as glutamyl aminopeptidase-like. Gene Ontology annotation, biological process: proteolysis; peptide catabolic process. Bases 208 to 2988 code for a protein of 926 amino acids. Gene Ontology annotation, molecular function: peptide binding; zinc ion binding; metalloaminopeptidase activity. The record is from RefSeq and is a predicted model, not a curated record. NCBI's taxonomy places the organism in Eukaryota, Metazoa, Arthropoda, Insecta, Hemiptera, Aphididae. The transcript is spliced from 16 exons. Gene Ontology annotation, cellular component: cytoplasm.
UUCUUGGUAAGUCAUUAAUCGUGUACUUAUAAAACGACUUAAAGAGAAAUGUGAAAAUAUAAUUUGAUCAUUCAAGUUUUUUAUUGAUUACAUUUAUUUAUAUGAUUCAUUAAUAAUACUACAACCGAGCUCUGGUAAUCAAAAAAGUAGUUGCAGAGGUCAUAAAAGUUAUCUAGAAAAUCAAAAAUUAAUUUCAUUGUAUCAAAAAUGAAUCUGUUGGUGAAAUUGGUGACUGUUUUUGUCUUGACAGCGAUCUUAAUCAUAGCAAUUGUCAUACAUUUUAAAAUGGAAGAUAGUUUAGAAGACGAAAAAUUUACAGGAAUAGUACCCGGUAAUCUACUGAUUCCCUAUAGUUUAGACUCUAUAAUUGCAGCCAAACCUUGGAAGUCUACUCAUCGCUUAUCUCCUUACAUUCACCCUAAGCAGUACUUCAUUAAAUUGCACCCAAAUCUUGAACAAGGUACAUUUGUUGGUUCUGUCGAUAUUACAUUGGUAUUGGACACUCCCCAAAGUUACAUUAAACUACACUCAAAAGGACUGAACAUCAAAGAAUCCAAGUUAAAUUCAAGUAUUGUAACAGCAUUUUCAUAUCCUGAACAUGAAUUUUGGGUUGUGGUGCCUAAUUCAGAAUUGAAUGCUGGAGAACAUAAAUUACAAUUAAAAUUUGAGGGCAGUUUAUUAAAUAAAAUAAUUGGAUUUUAUCGUAGUAGUUAUACUGAUAUAAAAAGUAAUGAAAAGCAUUUUAUUGCUACUUCAAAGUUUGAACCAACAUAUGCACGAUUGGCAUUUCCGUGUUUUGAUGAACCGCAGUUGAAAUCUAAAUUUAAAAUCAGUCUUGUGCGGCCAUCUGGUAACAACUACAUUGCAUUGUCGAAUAUGAACCAAGAAUCUGAAGAGCUCAACAUUCCUUCUAAGGGAUUGACUACUGUUCAUUUUGAAAAUACUGUUCCUAUGUCUACAUACUUAGCAUGCUUCAUUGUAUGUGAUUUUCAAUCACUUGAACCACUGAAAUCAGAUCAAGGAUUUUUAUUAACAGUUUAUGCCAGACGUGGUCAAUCUGAAAAUAUGAAGUAUGCUCAAUUUGUAGGUCUUAAGUCAAUUAACUUUUACGUAAAUUAUUUUGGUAUUCAAUAUCCAUUACCAAAAUUAGAUCUCAUAGCGAUCCCAGAUUUUGUUUCUGGUGCUAUGGAACACUGGGGUUUAGUGACUUUUCGUGAAACAAGAGUUUUGUAUAAAGAAGGAAUAAGUUCUAUUAAUGAUAAAGAAAGCGUUGCUUUGACUGUUGCUCAUGAAUUGGCUCACAUGUGGUUUGGAAAUCUUGCUACUAUGAAAUGGUGGAAUGAUUUAUGGCUUAAUGAAGGAUUUGCUUCUUACAUGCAAUUCAAAGCUUUAAAUGUUGUUCAUCCUGAGUGGGAUAUUGAUACUUUAUUCCUAAUUAAAAGUCUUCAACUAGUACAAAAAAUAGAUAAGCAACUUAGUUCACAUGCUAUUGUGGAAAAUGUUUCUCAUCCAGAUCAAAUAACUGAAAUUUUUGAUUCCAUAUCAUACAACAAAGGUUCUUCUAUAAUACGAAUGUUAGAAGGAAUGUUGGGUGAAGAGAUUUUCAAAAGUGGUGUAAGUACGUACUUAAAACGGUUUGAAUUUAGCAAUGCUGAGACUGAUGAUUUGUGGGCUGAAUUACAAAAAGCAACUCAGAAUACAAUUAAUGUUAAAAAGGUAAUGGACACAUGGACUUGUCAAGCAGGUUUUCCUGUAGUAACUCUUACACGAAAUGGAAGUGAACUGACAAUGAAACAGCAAAGAUUUUUAGCAAAUCCAAAUGCUGAAUAUUUGUCCGAAUCAUCUCCAUACAAUUACAAAUGGGAAAUACCAAUCACUUACAUUACUUCAAACAACAAAACUGUAAAUAAACUUUGGUUUUCUAAAGAUCAGAAUAAAAUUACGGUAGAUAUUCCUAAUGCAGAAUGGAUAAAAUUAAAUUAUAGGCAGACUGGAUAUUACAUAGUCAAUUAUUCAGAAAGUGACUGGUCUCUACUUAGCAGUUUAUUAAAAAAUGAUAUUGAUGCAUUGAGCGCUGCAGAUCGUUCAAAUCUUAUACAUGAUGCUUUUAAUUUGGCAGAAGCUAAUCUUUUAUCAUAUAGCACAGCUUUGAACAUGACAAAAUAUUUAGUUUCUGAAUAUCAUUAUGUUCCUUGGUAUGUAACUUCUUCAAAAUUAAUUGAAUUAAGAAAUAAGUUGUAUCAUCGAGAAGUACGAUACAAUAUAGAGAAAUAUAUGCAAAAAUUAAUGGGAAGUAUCAAUGAAGAUUUUUGGAUUGAAUCAAUCGAGAGAAACUUUUUGCAACGUAGACUUCGAAGUAUAAUACUUAAAUUUGGAUGUAUUAGUGAUUUAGCAAGCGUUCGAACAAAAGUUUAUGAAUUGUUCAAAACAUUUUUGGAUAAUAAAAUCAAACCAAAUUCUGAUAUUAGAUCUUCAGUUUAUUAUUAUGGAAUACUUAAUAGUAAUGUUAGCGAAUGGGAAAAAGUAUGGAAUUUAUAUUUAAACGAACAAGAACCUCAAGAAAAAGUAUUGCUCAUAAAAGCAUUGACUGCUUCAAAAGAUCCACAAAUAUUAACUAGAUUAUUAGAAUAUUCAAAAAACGAAAGCUAUGUACGUUCACAAGAUUACAUCAGUGUUUUAAUGUAUAUUGGCAACAAUCACAUAGGAUCUUCAUUGGUCUGGGACUUUGUGAGAAAUGAAUGGCAGUACUUAGUAGAUCGUUUUAGUCUUAAUGACCGUACAUUGGGAAAACUCAUUCCCAUAAUUUGUUCAAGUUUUAAUACACAAGAACGUCUCAAAGAAAUGGAAGAAUUCUUCAGUAAGUAUUCAGAAGCCGGUGCUGGAAAAGCCGGUCGAAAAACUGCACUUGAAACUGUAUCUAAUAAUAUCAAAUGGUUAGAACUUCAUGAAACUUUAAUUAAUAAUUGGUUAAUAGCUAAUUCUAAUUAAUUUUUUAAAGAAGAUUGAUUGAUUUAUUUAUGUUUGA